UAUACUGUUCACCUACGCAUACGCUCUCCAGCGCCUCAUGUGACGUCUCUAACUGGGAGUGUGAACAGAUAACUAUCACAGCUGACACCCACCUGCCAGUACGGACCCAAUCUUCUGCGGUAUAUAAUCAGUGCGCGAAUGCUCCCAUCGCAAUUCACUCGUACGAUCUUGAGAUCAAGACUCUAACUAGUGACGCUGACGCUACCUGCCAUCCCACUCUAACGCAUUUG
Molecule: messenger RNA, 230 nt
Organism: Sphaeroforma arctica JP610
Lineage: Eukaryota; Ichthyosporea; Ichthyophonida
Exons: 1
Source: RefSeq, a predicted model, not a curated record